Molecule: messenger RNA, 2756 nt
Organism: Galendromus occidentalis (western predatory mite)
Lineage: Eukaryota; Metazoa; Arthropoda; Arachnida; Mesostigmata; Phytoseiidae
Exons: 12
Coding region: 1-2352 (783 amino acids)
Source: RefSeq, a predicted model, not a curated record
AUGGGCGGCAACGGCUCCCCGAACUUCAUGCUCAGAGUCGCUCCGGACUUCGAUGAGGCAGCCGCGACUCUGCCGUGGCUCUGGGAUUAUCCACAGCAGGCUCGGGAUACCUUGUCGAAUAGAAUCGAAUUCGAGAUGGAUUUGAGCUGGAGCACGUCGACCAGUCGAAAGACGUCGCUCCUCGAAGACGAGAACGAGCCUAAUUCCUUGAUGAUGGACUCGGAUGUUACUCAGCAUUCCAUGGACUCACUCGAUGAAUUCAACUCAGACGUGGAGCUGAUCAAGCUUGAGAGAUCUCGUACGAUGCCAGUGUCGGCCCUAUACGCCGCUAUGAGGCACGCCGAGGAGGCUCAAGCCGCCAGUUUGUCCAAUGGACGAUCAUUGUCUAUGGGUUCGCUCGGUUCUUUGUGGGACCAAGAAUAUAAACAGCGUGCCAGCGAGUACAACAAGGAUGUAAAGGAGCGCCAGCCCAUUGCGGAACGCGAGGAUGGUCAAAGCCCUCAGAGUCAGACGUUUCGAUUGCACUCUCCGAUACCCGAGGAAGAUUGCAGUUCGGACGAGAGCAUUACCUAUGUGUUCAUGAACCCUUCGACGCCGAGUCCUUCGACGAACCCGAGCACAAUCCUUAGGAAUCGAUUCGAAGACGCAUCCCUAACGAGGAACAACACAUUGAGAGCUGCAGCCUCUAGUCGGAGCAUCGCCCAGCAGCCCCGAACUCUUUCAAUGGAUUCGAUCGACGUCGAGCAGUACAUGAAUUUCAUGAACCGACCUGAUGCGGAUCGCGAUCAGCGUCGUAAUAAUGUCGAAAGCCCGCAAACCCUGAAGGAACGGAGGAGGAGGCUCCAUAGAGAGAACUCCGGAAUCCAUAUUGAGAGCACGGACCAGGAAUAUCCCGGAAUGGAGCAGACACCUUACUACGUCGAAAGCGCCACAACCGAUCCAGAAACAGGACCCGACCAGUCACCGAGGUUGUGGAACUAUCUCGAUAGGAGACCCCGGCUAGAUUCAGGGAGCGAUUACGAUGGCAACGAUGCUUCGAGUCGAUCGGGAAUGUUCCGGUCUCCCUGCUCAGCUGUUCGACGUGUCUCGUCGAAAAACCGCAGGAAGCCGAAUAGAACCAGGGUGAUGGAAACCCAGACAGACGACGAAAUCACCGGCUACUCCUCUCAAUCGUCGUCACCGAGUUUCGCAAGAAAAGCUCCAUACGAAUUCUCCCUAUAUUUAUCCCCCCGUUGCAGAACUUUUCCCAACGAGAAUUACGCGUUGAUGAGGUCAUUGACUUCUGGUGGACCUUUCUCGACGGCAGCGCAGCAAUUAGCCAGAGGGAAACUUGAGCCUACGGUACACCUCCUGACCGAAGUGGUUUCUCUCAUGAAGAUGAUGAUGUCGAACAUCCCACAGAAUUGCCAACAAUGUCAUAAGUGCCAAUGCUCUUCGACUUGCACGGAGAGACCGCUCGGGAAGCGGGCGGAACGACCUGAAAGACCGACGACUCUGAAUUUAUCCGCAUUUUCAGACACCGCGAGCAGCGAUCCCGAGCCUAGUCCCGCUCCUAUGGCGGAGUCGCUCUUCAGAGAAGGUUUCCUGAUCGAGAGGUUCAAGCAGUCCCGUCAGGACCGCAUCGCGACUUGCAGGAGUCCGAGCGAUAUCGCGUCCUGUGCAUCAGAUACCGAGCCCGACUCCCUGCGUAUUUCGGGAGCGUCGACUCCCACGGAUGAGUUCAGACCGUUCCCGAACCAAGCGCUGAUCGCGAGAGAAGCCAUUCCGAAACUGGAGAAGAGCUCACCCACCGAAACGGCCGAUUCCGGCAUCAGCGAUCGUUGGGAGUCCCAGGGCAGCAGCUGCGAUUCAUCCACAGUAUCACGCAGAGCGCGGAGUCGAGUCAGCUCGGAGUCGAUCAGCGGCGGUCCCUCUUCGCUCUCAUCGACUGACACCGCAGAUUCAUCCUUGCAUUCCGCAAGUCCAGUUCUGACGCGAUGGGCCCAACUCAGCGCCGAACCUGUCCGGACGAGCACCCCGGUCCAGCCCGCAGACUGGAGUGCAAGUGUUGAAAAUCCGAACACGUCCACGGAGACGAGCGUCUCGUACAAAACCUCCCGAUCUCACUUCUCACGGAAUCAUUCGAUCGAAGAUUUGGAGCCUCGGAAGAUCACUAGGCCCUCCAAACUAGCGAUGAAGUUGGAACGCGAGAAAGAAGAUUCGGAAACUUAUGAGAAACGGAAGCCCCUGGAUGAAUUGAAGAAAAAAUGGCAUACGCCCUUCGAUUUGAUUCCAAGCGACAAAUUCCUCCCCCUUCCUACCCAGACACGCCUACGGUGCUCACCAGAAGUCCCCACAUCCGCUACGCUCUGACCGAAUAGAAGGGCAGAGGAUCGGCGGAAGAUCUCUGCACCGGGAGGGCGCUUCGAGCUCAUCUAGGGGUAAACAUCGGUAGCCCGGAUAGCUCGAGCUCUCAGUGUCGGCUUUUACUCGAGAUCGCCUGAUUGUAGGUCUCUAUCGCGUAGCACGGUUCACCUCCCAGCCCACCGGAUAUGACAAAAAGGGCGUGUGUAGGCCCUCGCAUUGACUGAUGAAGUCUGUUGUACUUAAAGUAGCAUUCAGACUCGAUUGAAGCUAGCAGCCAUGAUUGUCUUGCCCUAGUCAGAUUAGAUUGGUUAUCUUAGAAGUAUAUAAGUCUGUACACUGACUGUUUUGAUCCCACUUUGCUGUGCAAGUUCUUCAAAUACGCUGAAUUAUCUCGCAUGGUCACCGAUAGA